Messenger RNA from Nematolebias whitei (Rio pearlfish), 1545 nucleotides. RefSeq names its product transcription factor Maf-like. Lineage: Eukaryota; Metazoa; Chordata; Actinopteri; Cyprinodontiformes; Rivulidae. The transcript has 3 exons. Gene Ontology annotation, molecular function: DNA-binding transcription factor activity, RNA polymerase II-specific; RNA polymerase II cis-regulatory region sequence-specific DNA binding. The record is from RefSeq and is a predicted model, not a curated record. Gene Ontology annotation, cellular component: nucleus. Bases 328 to 1332 code for a protein of 334 amino acids. Gene Ontology annotation, biological process: regulation of transcription by RNA polymerase II.
CAAAUUGGCGCACUAAUCCUAAAAGGAGCCAUGAAGUGUUAAACGGUAGAAACAGAGAGAGCGGCGCUCAGACACGCGCAGCGGGGAGAGAGGGAGGAAAGAGCGCAGCUCCAAUGCGUCUGUGCAGCCCAGCCUGAAGAGAAAAAAAAAAAACUUAUCGACUCACAAAACCAGAACCUGCGCGGCGCAAUUAGUGCGAGAGAACUCACUUUUCCUUCGGUUCUGAAGAAAAUAAAUAAAGAAAUCAAGCUGGCUCAGUGCGUGUCUCAGCAGCACACUUUGACAGGUGCUCCUCACCCCCUUUGGAGGACUGUCAACAGCAAGAGGAUGGCAUCAGAGCUGGCAAUGAGCAACUCCGACCUGCCCACCAGUCCCCUGGCCAUGGAAUAUGUUAAUGACUUCGAUCUGAUGAAGUUUGAAGUGAAAAAGGAGCCGGUGGAGCCGGAGCGCAGCAUCAACCAGUGCAGCCGCCUGGUCGCCGGGGGAUCCCUGUCUUCCACCCCGAUGAGCACGCCUUGCAGCUCGGUUCCCCCCUCUCCAAGCUUCUCUGCGCCCAGUCCGGGAUCAGGGAGCGAACAGAAGACGCACUUGGAGGAUUUCUACUGGAUGACCGGGUACCAGCAGCAGCUGAACCCCGAGGCUCUGGGCUUUAGCCCAGAGGACGCCGUAGAGGCGCUGAUCAGCAGCAGUCACCAGCUCCAAACCUUUGACGGCUAUGCCAGAGGGCAGCAGUUCGGCGGCGCGGCCGGGGCAGCGGGCGCCAUGGCCGGGGAGGAGAUGGGGUCGGCGGCCGCGGUGGUGUCCGCGGUCAUCGCCGCAGCCGCAGCCCAGAACGGGACUCCCCACCACCACCACCACCAUCACCACCACCACCACGCGGGGACACACCACCCCUCCUCCGGCUCGCAGCCCGGCGGCGGCGCGGGGGGGAACCACCAACACAUGCGCCUGGAGGAGCGCUUCUCGGACGAGCAGCUGGUCACCAUGUCGGUGCGGGAACUGAACCGGCAGCUGCGGGGGGUCAGCAAGGAGGAGGUGAUCCGUCUGAAACAGAAGAGGAGAACGCUAAAGAACAGGGGCUACGCGCAGUCCUGUCGGUACAAGCGGGUCCAGCAGCGGCACGUCCUGGAGGGGGAGAAGACGCAGCUCAUGCAGCAGGUGGACCACCUCAAGCAGGAGAUCUCCCGGCUGGCCAGGGAGAGGGACGCCUACAAGGAGAAAUACGAGAAGCUGAUCAGCACCGGCUUCAGAGAAAACGGAGGCUCCAGCAGCGACAACAACCCGUCAUCUCCGGAGUUUUUCAUGACGUCGAGAAAAUUCCUCCAUCUGUGAUAGAGACCUGUGUUCUCUUGGUCCCGCCAGCCUGCAGACUGAGAUGUCUUGAUACUGGAAUGCUGUUUCUUGAACAACCUACGGCACCUGGACUGCCAUAAAGCACAAUGUCUCAAAAGUUCCCCACCUUCCCAGUGGCUUCAAGACAACCAGUUCACAGCAAACCCAAAUUCAGUUUGACACUAAAAAUCGUAAUUAAUAAAACAAAAAAAA